GGAGUUUCUCCCGGUGUAGCCUGCUGGUGGGAGGGGGGAGGUGGUGCGCACAUGGAGCGGCGCUAGGCACGAACUGGUACCUGUUUCCCGCAGUCUGCGUUCUGCGUUCUUCUGCCUUUGUCUCGCUCCUCUGGUGAUGACUGUUUCUUAUUCGGGUCGCGAUCGUCACUGUCUUGGCCGGAAAGCGGGGAAGAGGGCCCGGAGAAAGCGGCCCUGCUCUUACUGGAGUACUGGAUCACAUGACCCUUGCGCCUCCCGCCACUCGGCCGGAGGCCUGUCAGGGCCUAGUGUCAGUUGGCCUAGUUGCUGGAGAAUAUUAUCAACAUGUUAUCGGAACAGUUCAAGACACUUUCAAAACAAACAAAACAUUUGCUCAAAAGUAUCAAAAUUUUUGCCGUUUGUUUCGCUUCGUUUUGUGUUUAGUGCAGCCAACUAGCUACCCACUCACUGCCACAGACCGACCCUCUGCCACAGACGCGCAGCGCACUCGCCCAUCCGCCCCCAUCUGACGCGACCCGGCCGACACGAGCUUCCCCGCCGCUGGAGCAGGCCACCCGGAGGGGCAAUGAUGAAGCGGUUCCACCAGCACCGCGGACCAAAGUUCGGAAGGACGGCUAAGUUUGUUUUCUACGCCAGAGAUACGCCAGCACACUACAGCUACAGAUACAGAAACAGAUACAGAUACAAGAUAGUAGAUACAAGACAGUAGAUACUAGGUACUAGAGAUACUAGCGGUAGAGAUACUUGGUAUCUAAGUAGGAAGCUUGUUGGCCACCAGCUGGCACGUGGUCUUGGCCUGACUCGACUUGGCCUAGGCCCAGGUCCCUCCGCCGAGAGAGACAGCGAGAGUGGCUCACCGCAUUCCCAGUUAUCAGCGGGUGAGUCACUCUGUCGUCACCGGCUGGGAUCGCUGGGGUUUCCACUCACUCUGGCGGGCUACAGCUCAUGGGCUCAUGCUCAUACUCAUGCCGUAGACCCGUUCUGGUCGGCUUUGUUUAUAUCGCGCGGGGCCGCUAAUUGCGGCAUUAGUUGGCUCUCAGCUGCAAGUGCAGGCGGACUAUAGACACCAGAGACACUACAUACACCAAAGACACUAUAGACACACCCUCCCACCCACUCUCUCUAAUCCGAACGCGUUUAUGUCUGCAGCGGAGCGAUGCACUUCUUUCUCGAAGACUUCUUGCAGCAGCACCUGUUCAAGAUUUAUGACAAGAUGCAGCGUUGCAACCAGAACGGCGGCAGCACCACCAGCACCCCCGGCAACAAGCGCUGCUCCCAGAAGUACGCCGGCAACCUGGCAGCGGCCGGCAUGAUGGCCUACCAGCAGCAUGCCACAGCCACCCUGCAGGCCGGCAGCAACACCGGCGCCGCCAAGCACCCCACACGCAAGAGCCGCUACAACAACAACAAGCAACAGGGCCAGCAGCACCAGCAGCAGCAGCAGCAGCAGCAGCAGAGGCCGGAGCAGUACGGAAACCUGAACAUGCGGAAGCGCAACUCGGGCGCCACCGGAAGCGAGUCCUCGCCCUCGCCGCCGGCCGCCGCCUGGCUGGAGCAGCGCUACGGCCACCGGCUGGUCAAGUCUUCAUUCAUCGAAGACAAGUUCCUGGGCCAGCACAACCCGGGCCACCGCAACAGCACCAGCAGCGAGGCGACCAGCGAGGACAUCGACUCCAGUAGAGAGCAUCUGAACAAGCCGAAGGGCAACCAAAUAACCGGCGGUCAUGUUGCAGGUACCCCCAUGUUGCAGGCCGCCGCCCCUGCCUCCGCCGGGAGCAAGGCCCGCCCCAAGCGCCAGCAGAAGCAGCAGAAGCUGCCGCCUCAGCAGCAGCAGCAGCAGCAGAACCCGGACCAGCAACAGAACCCCGGCAAGAUGCCGUCCCACAGCAAGCCCAAGCAGGGCAACCCGGCCGGCAAGUGGCGCCACCAGAACCCCACGGCUCCCCCCACCCACAACGGCAACAACAGCAACAAUCCACAGCAGCAGCUGGGGGGCAGCAAGCGGGGAGCCAACGGCAAGAAACCCGGAAAACCCAACCACAACAACGGACACGGAAACGGAAUCGGCGGAUGCGGAAGCGGAAGCCUGGCCAAGCACAACGGAGGCAGCAACAACAGGAACGGCAUCCUCCGGAACGGCAUCACCUGCUCCGACGGCAACUCCUCCUCCUCGGCCCUCAGCUCGCCCACCAGCUCGCCCACCGUCUCGCCCCAGAACCGGAAGCGGAUGCCGGGCCUGGAGUGGCGGAAGAACUCCAACUUCCUGGUGCCGCCGCUGCGCCAGUACGAGCAACUGGACCUGGACGACCGCACCCUCGUGCAGCAGCUGCGCCGCCACAUAAUCGACCACCACCUGCUGAGGGUCUACGGCUUUCCGGUGGAGUCGGUCGUCCACGAGGGCGCCAUCGAGAUCUUCAAGUGCCUGCCGCACAUGAGCUUCGCCGCCGCCCUGGCGGAGACGGCUCCGGCCGUGACGGUGAUCAACUGCCACGACGGCCUGGCGGAGAUCGGGGGCGAGGAGGGCGGCUCGGCCACCUCGAGCGACUCGGGCAACAGCUCGCCCCGGUCCCUGGACUCGGAGUCGGGCGGCGAGUGGAGCGGCAGCGAGUGCGAGAGCAGCUCCUCCUCCUCGGGGGCAUCGGGCUCCUCGUCCUCCUCCUCCUCCUCCUCAACCAAAUCCUCCUCCUCCUCGGCCUGCUCCUCCGGCUCGGACGCCGGCGAUCUCAACCUGGAGCUGAAGUACUGCCAGUACGUGCAGGUGGAGCGCAGCCUGGCCAAGCCCUGCGCCCGCUGCAAGCGCCACUUCCUGGUGGACGAGCUCACCGGCGAGUACCUGACCUGCGAGGAGUGCCACUACCACUCGGGCAAGUUCCAGCGCUACUUCGACGGCGUCAGCAUGGGCCGCUGGAGCUGCUGCCACGCGACGGACGAGUCCUCGCCCGGCUGCUGCCACAGCGAGCGCCAUGUCUGGACCGGAUCGGUGGUGGGCGUCAACGGGCCCUACCACGACUUUGUCCGGACCCAGCCGCGCCGCCGGAUGGGCCAGGACCACGACCUCCCGGCCGUCUAUGCCCUCGACUGCGAGAUGAGCUACACGGGACGCGGCCUGGACGUGACCAAGGUGUCGCUGGUGGCCCUCAACGGGCAGCUGGUGUACGAGCACUUCGUCCGGCCGGAGUGCGACAUCAUCGACUACAACACCCGGUACUCGGGCAUCACGGAGCGCGACCUGCGCACCGGGGGCGGGGCCAAGUCCCUGGCCGACGUGCAGCGCGACCUGCUCGAGCUCAUCUCGGCGGACACCAUACUCAUUGGCCACGGACUGGACAAUGACCUGCGCGCCCUCCGGAUCGUGCACAACACGCUGAUCGACACCUCGAUCAGCUUCCCCCACUGCAGCGGCUUCCCCUACCGGCGGGCCCUGCGCCACCUCACCAAGGUGCACCUGAAGCGGGAGAUCCAGAGCGGGGACGGCACCACCGGCCACAGCAGCUUCGAGGACUCGCGGGCCUGCAUGGAGCUGAUGCUCUGGCGGGUCAACCGGGAGCUCCUCGACCCCACCUGGAGCUGGGACGAUUGAGCGCGGCAGGGGCGCAGCGGGAUGGGGGGGGCAGCAAGUACUUCUAGUUGAUAAGUUAGUCGUUCGCCUAGUUUGUAUUCUAAGCAGAAAGCAUAAGAAAAGCAAAGGAUAACAAGGAAAAGAAACAAAUCUCAGCUGUGCCGGGAACGGGGACGGGGACAUCGGUGACCAAAUGGGGAGUGGCUCGGGACCAGUGCCCUGGCUGCCCAGCAUUUGGCCGCCCAGGUCCCCCUCCCGCCCGGCAGGUAAAUCCCAAAAUUCAAAUGACAAGGAAAUGAAAGAGCUCUGGUUCGAGGUUCAGGCCGAGGUUCAGGUCGGAAGGCCGCGAGGGCGCAUUGGCGCACAAACGAUGAGAAUGAAAAUGAAAAUGAAAAUGAAUUGAAAAUGAAUUGAAAAUGAAAUGAAAAUGAUAUAUUUAUAUAUGCGACAGAUAGGGUAUAUUUUGUAAGCGUAUAUUUAUAGACGAAAGCUAAAAAAUAUAACUUUAAUCUACAUAUGUACAUACGCAUACUGAUUCUACUGUCGAACCACGAGAAAAUGUACUGAAGUCUUAGCUGUGAUGUUUUUUUUCACUUUCUCACAUAUUUACACGAAAAUUCAACAAAAAUACAAAAUGCAAAAAAGCAAAAAUGAAUGCAAAAUACAAAAAAACAAAAAUACAAAAAUAUAUACAUUACACGCAUACAUUAUCAGCUAUUUUUUUUUUUUUAAAUAGAUGUAUGGAAACCCCUUAUUCUUGACCAAAACGAAAUCACUCCAUUUAGGCUUAGGUUCUAAUCCGCACACCCCCUAGCCACAUACGAUUAUUUUUUUGUUUUUUUUUCUACCAUCUACCAACUACCAUCUCAUACACUUAGAGAAACGAACGGAGCAAGCAGAAAGUUCAACUUUAACUACCUUAUACACUUCGCAUAAUGUAAGUUAGGCCCCUACUCUAGGCUAGUGUCCUGCGUCCACUUCCUGUUUUGAUUAUCUGAUUAUUUAUUCCACACGACUCACCCCAUCUCACCACGACAGUUCAUUGGAAAUUUCUCCAAGUGUACAACUUUCCACACUGAACGCCCCAUCAUCUAGGCCUAAGUUUACACGCAAGCAACCCUCUAUUUUCUUUAAGUGUAAUUGUAACUCGACGAGGACACUCCACUCGACAAUCGAUGUUCCUAGCAGCCUAGCAAGUCGAGCACGGCGAGGUGGCUCGGUCGCCAGAGUAUACUUCAACGAUGAAAAUAAAGAACAAUGAUUUGUUUAAAAAUUAAA
Messenger RNA from Drosophila ananassae, 4837 nucleotides. RefSeq lists its product as uncharacterized. Gene Ontology annotation, biological process: intracellular signal transduction. Gene Ontology annotation, cellular component: nucleus. The transcript is spliced from 3 exons. The record is from RefSeq and is a predicted model, not a curated record. Gene Ontology annotation, molecular function: exonuclease activity; nucleic acid binding. The coding region runs from base 1157 to 3580 and encodes 807 amino acids. NCBI's taxonomy places the organism in Eukaryota, Metazoa, Arthropoda, Insecta, Diptera, Drosophilidae.